UUACGGUGAAGAAAUAACACCCUACAAAUUCAUAUGGGCUUUUAUGAACACAUUGGUAUUUAUGGUAUAUGUGGUAUUUUCACCACAGUAUAUACUGAGAUUUCUACUAGAUGACGUGCUGUGUAAUAUAAACAUAAUAAACUAAUGAAAUAUAAAAUGAAAUGGAAAUUUUGAAUAUUCUUACACAGUGUUAGUGCUUCAAAAUAUUUUAUACAUUUUUAGGAAAAAAAAUUUAUUAGGAAUGAAAGAAAUACGAAAUGAUAUUACAAAGCUGGCGGCUAUUCGGAGUUUCAGUAAUAAUCAUUAUUUAUAUAUGCAGCGUUUUAUUAUUUUCAAUAAAUAGUUCGCCUCGCUCAAAUCAGAAAAAUGAACGCAUCGAAAGAUUUUCGGAGUUCGCAAAUUUUCACAACAGUCGUUUCCGUGGUUUCACAUCCAAGGCCAAUAUCCGCUGGUGUAACGGCCUUAAGUAUCUCAAGACAAACGUACCUAAUAACAUGAUUACAACCGUUUCCGCUCUAAGCACUAAUAAAGUUGCAACUACUGAAGAUACUAAAGAUAACGCUGCAUAUCGAAUACCGGGUCUGACUGCCCUAGCAUCAUUUCCAGGAAGUGGUAACACCUGGCUUAGGUAUUUAUUGCAGCAAGCAACAGGGAUUUUAACGGGGAGUGUCUACAAAGAUUAUGGGUUGUUAAAGACUGGAUUUCCGGCAGAAAAUGUACGUAAUAGCUCUGUAUUGUUAGUGAAAACACACGAAUUCGGCCCUAAAGCAUGGGACCCAUUUACUAAGGCCAUUUUACUGGUGCGUGACCCAGAGAAAGCGAUAUUGGCAGAAUUUAAUAGACAAAGUGGCGGUCAUAUUGGAUUUGCGUCUCCCGAUCGUUAUAAAAGAACUAAAGGAAAAUAUUGGCAGAAGUUCGUACUUAAGAAUUUGAAAAUGUGGGAAGCGACUAAUUUAAGCUGGGCACGAGAUUUCUCAGGCAACAUCAAGGUUGUAUUCUAUGAGGAUUUGGUUGGAAAUUUAGAAGGCACUUUGAGAGGAAUACUUAACUUUUUAGAGUUUCCUAUUAAUGAGGAACUCUUCAGCUGUACUUUAAUAAGAAGAGAAGGCGUUUUCCGGAGAAAGAAGCGGUUUUUGAAUUUUGAUCCAUUUACUAUAUCGAUGCGUUCCAUGAUAAAACAAAAAAAGCUAGAAGUGUAUAAAUACCUUGAAAAUCUCAAAUAACGCUGUCAAUAAAACGUCUUAACUAUUUAUAACUA
Bactrocera dorsalis (oriental fruit fly) is the source of this 1258-nucleotide messenger RNA. Its product is annotated as WSCD family member CG9164. Lineage: Eukaryota; Metazoa; Arthropoda; Insecta; Diptera; Tephritidae. Bases 258 to 1223 code for a protein of 321 amino acids. The record is from RefSeq and is a predicted model, not a curated record. The transcript has 7 exons. Gene Ontology annotation, molecular function: sulfotransferase activity.